CACUUCAGCACCAAGAUGUUGUCCACAGAAUCGAUAGACCCUUCGCUCGAGUUAAUUUCUCGGACUCGAAUUCUGCCAGACGAUCAUACCAGAGCGGGGACACGCACAGUGCCACUCUCUAUCCUCGACAACACGGUUGUCAACUAUGCGAUGACAAGCGCAGCGUGGUACUACGACAAGCCGGCGGGCAACGCUCCAUCUUUCUCGCCCGAGCUAGCAUCAAAAUCCUUGCAGAAGACGAUCAACGCGUACCCUCAGUGGGCUGGUCAACUACAGUGGAUGCCGUACGACCUGAGCCAUGGACAGCGCCACGGCCGCGUGUGCAUCUCCUACGGGUCGCCCGCCGAUCCUGGUGUCGAGUUCAUCGUGACGCGUUUCCCGACAACGCUCGAGUCCCUCAUUCCAGACAACGACACCCGCAUCACGGCCGGCGCGUGGUGCGCGGACGGUUUCCCGGCCGCCGAGCUGCUCUGUCCCACCGAGCUCGCUCUAUACAACACUAAAGAGUACACUGGCCGGCCCUCGGUGUCCGUCCAGCUCACCGCGUUUGCCUGCGGAGGCUUCGGCGUCACGCUACGGAUCGUGCACCCCAUCGCGGACGCGACGGCCAUGCACCAGUUCGUCAAAGACUGGGCAGCCAUCCACCGCGCGCUUCUCAACGCCCAGCCGCUGCCGACUCCUGCUCCCAUAUUCGAUCCUUCUCUGGUAAACAAGGCCGCAGCCGGAGACCUCACAAGGCCCGCCAUCGACCCCGAGAUCCUCCGCAUUGCCCGCACCCUGCCCUUGGUCCGGUACGACUGGUGGAAGUCCGCCCCUGGCUGCCCAGCCCCCAUGCUCCCCUCGACCGCCGUCCCCGCAGAACUCGCCGGUACCGACCUUGGCCCGUCCGAGACCCCCGCUCCCUGGGACACCUGGGACAUCUUCGCGCCUGUCUCGCACUGCCUGCUGUACUUCACCCCGGCCGAGGUCCAGCGUCUCUGGGAGGAUGCGUCUGCGCACCUCCCCGCAGGCGCACCACGCGUGAGUCGCCUCGACGCGCUGUUCGCGCACCUCUGGCGGCUCGUCGUACGCGCGCGCGGCCAGGCGGCAGAUCCCGCCCCGAACAACCUCGUCGUCACGCUUGGGGUACGCGGCCGUCUCGCGUCUCGGCUCCCGGACGCGUUUCUCGGCUCGCCGAUUACCCUCGCGGCCGCGUCUCUCCCCGGGGAAACGCUCGCGGACCCGUCGUCACUUGGCGCGGGCGCGGCAGCAAUCCGUGCGGCGGUCACGGCGUUCACUCCGGAGAAGCUUGCAGCAUUCCUCCACGAGCUCGCGUACGCGGUGAACCCUCAGCGCAUCUGGCGCGCGUUCCUCGGCGAGCGACACUCAGUCGUGACCUCCUGGCUGGGGCUCGACUUGUACGGGAUCGAUUUCGGGAGUGGUGCACCACCGCGGUACGUCGAGGCGGUCCUACCGAAUAUGGACGGCGUCUUCCAUGCUAUGGAAGCUAAGGCAACAAGUGGAGACGGGGCAUUGCAGGGCGGGAACAGGCGUUGGUACGACGGACCCGUGUGCGUAUCUUUGCACUUCAACAAGGAAGCCAUGCGCAAGCUCUUAGAAGAUCCUGAGUUACGCAAGUAUAAAGAUAUGUAG
Trametes versicolor FP-101664 SS1 is the source of this 1632-nucleotide messenger RNA. RefSeq lists its product as uncharacterized. NCBI's taxonomy places the organism in Eukaryota, Fungi, Basidiomycota, Agaricomycetes, Polyporales, Polyporaceae. The transcript is spliced from 2 exons. The coding region runs from base 16 to 1632 and encodes 538 amino acids. The record is from RefSeq and is a predicted model, not a curated record. Gene Ontology annotation, molecular function: acyltransferase activity, transferring groups other than amino-acyl groups.